AUGGACACAGAUUCAGCUGAUCUUCAGUGUGGUCCUUCUGAUCUCGAACCAGCAGCACACUGUCAUCCAGCUGAUCCACAGCCAGGCCCGUCCGGUCUAGAGCCAAUAACUCUACAGGAUCAACCUGAUCCUCUGCCAUGUCUGUCCAGCAUCACACCGAUAGACUGUGAUGAAAAUCCAGCUGAUCCCGAGCCAGCUGAAGCUGAUCCUCAGUCGGAUCCAAACAUUCUUGAACCGAUGGCUCUGCAGCAUUCAGCUGAUCAUCGGUUAGAUCCUUCUGUCCAUGAAACCAGGGCUCGACAAGAUCUGACUGAUCCUCCAGAAGAUCAUCUGUCUUGUUCGUCUGAUUCUGGUCAAGAACCGCUUGGUUUUGUGCCAUCGUGUCUGCAGAAUUCAGCUGAUCAUCAAUCGGAUCCAUCUGUCCUUGAAACCAUGGCUCUACAAGAUCUGACUGAUCCUCCAGAAGAUCAUCUGCCUGGUUCGUCUGAUCCUGGUCAAGAACCACCUGGUUUUGAACCAACAUGUCUGCAGAAUUCAGCAGAUCAUCAGUCGGAUCCAUCUGUCCAUGAAACCAUGGCUCUACAAGAUCUGACUGAUCCUCCAGAAGAUCAUUUGUCUGGCUUGUCGGAUCCUGGUUUUGUACCAACAUGUCUGCAGGAUUCAGCUGAUCUUCUUCCAGGCCCGUCAGCUCUUGAGCCAGUACCCCCAAAAUUUCCAGCUGCUUGCAAGCAUAGACGAAUCAAGGAUCAAACCCGAGCAGCCUGUUUUGGCCGUCCAACUCCAGAACCAUUUGAUGAGAUUUAUGAAGUGGGAGAUGAGCUUGGACAAGGAGGCUUUGGCACUGUGUACGAGGGGACUUCAAAAAAUCAACGCAAGAAGGUUGCCAUCAAAAUCAUUCUCAAGUGUGAAAGAGACCGUUAUAUUGAACUACCUGGCUGUUCAAAGCCACUGUUUGCAGAAGUGGCUGCAAAUCUGCUGCUGAAACAGGCACCAUUAAGCCCCUACAUUGUGUACAUGCUGGAAUGGUUUGAAGAGGAGGAUCGGUUCAUCCUCAUCCUGGAACAUCCGGAACCCUGCAAGGACUUGCUCAAAUUUGUGGUUAACAACAUGAAUUGGGCGAACGAAUUACAGACACGUAGCCUGAUGUAUCAAGCGGUGCUCGGGGCCAAGCACUGUCUUGACAGAGGUGUCUUUCACCGGGACAUUAAGUUGAAUAACUUUCUGAUCAACACGACGACUAACCGAGUCCAACUAAUAGACUUUGGCUGCAGUGACCCCGUCAAAAGUACAGGCUACUUGGGUGAUUUUAUAGGAGGAGUCUGCCCGCCUGAAUACUACAAGGACUUAAGAUACAAGGCAGAGCCAACAACCGUCUGGUCUCUGGGUGUAAUGAUGUACACAAUGAUGUGCAAAUGUCGACCCUUUAGCAGUCCUGAAGACAUGAUGCAUGGCAGUCUGAGUUUUAACGUUAGAGUAUCCACAGAAUUGCAGAACUUGAUAAGUCGCUGCCUGACUGUUGACCCAACUAAGAGAGCGACUAUUGAGGAGAUCCUACAGCAUAAAUGGUUU
Messenger RNA from Puntigrus tetrazona (Sumatra barb), 1569 nucleotides. Its product is annotated as serine/threonine-protein kinase pim-2-like. Gene Ontology annotation, cellular component: cytoplasm. The annotation marks the transcript as partial. Gene Ontology annotation, molecular function: ATP binding; protein serine/threonine kinase activity. The record is from RefSeq and is a predicted model, not a curated record. The transcript is spliced from 7 exons. Gene Ontology annotation, biological process: protein autophosphorylation; regulation of mitotic cell cycle; negative regulation of apoptotic process. NCBI's taxonomy places the organism in Eukaryota, Metazoa, Chordata, Actinopteri, Cypriniformes, Cyprinidae.